Rangifer tarandus platyrhynchus (Svalbard reindeer) is the source of this 888-nucleotide messenger RNA. The record is from the annotation of a GenBank genome assembly. NCBI's taxonomy places the organism in Eukaryota, Metazoa, Chordata, Mammalia, Artiodactyla, Cervidae.
AUGGAAGGACUUUUUAUCAGGCAGUCCUCAAUGCUCCCCGUGAGCCUGCGGAUGCCACUCGCGAUGGCCCCUUUUGGUGGCUGGGGAGCGCUCGCAGCCUUUCUCUCCCUGCUCUGCUGCCGAGGGUCUGGUGAGAAGGCGUUCGAGGGGCCAGAGCAACUGAUGGUGGGGUCUGGAGAGUUUCAGUUCAUUAACUGUACUGCCAGUUGUACGGACCCCAAGAGACUUGUUCUGGAGACAGCCCUAAACAAGACUCUCCUGGAGAGCCAGACUCAGUGGAAGCUGUUCAAGGUCUACAACAUCUCCAAGGAUGAGGAGCUCCUGUGUAGCUCCACCUGCGGCGGCAAGCAGGAGACGAAAGUUUUCCACAUCGCCGUGUUCUACCCUCCAAAGCAAGUGCUGCUGACGCUGUCGCCCACCUCAGUGGCCGUAGGGACACUGUUCACCAUCGAGUGCAGGGUCCCUGCUGUGGCCCCCCUCGAAUGCCUCAUUGUCACCCUGCUCCGUGGUCCUGAGAUCUUGUGCAAUCAGACCUUUGUGUGGACAACACUUUCCCCCCAAGAUGCCGUGGUCACCCACAACACCACAGCUCACAGGGAAGACGGCCUCUAUAACUUCUCAUGCAAGGCCCAGAUGGACCUGCGCUCUCGCGGCGGUGGCCUCGUCCACAGGGUCUCAGAUCCCCAGAGGCUUGAAGUCAAAGAGCCUGUGCCCAACAACCAGACGGUGAUCAUCGCAAUCGUGAUAGUGCUGCUGCUCCUGUUUGUGACAUUUGUCCUCCUGUGCUUUGUCUUCGGCCAGAAGUGGUUCCGGGGGCGGACAGGUCAUUACGGUGUGUAUGCCACUUGGAGGAGGCUGAUAGGGAGCCACCGGGCACCGCCUCUAUGA